GCAGGUGGAAAGUGUACUAACAGCUUCUUCUCUUUGUUUUUCGCAAGUGGCCCAGGCUCGAUGCGUUGCUCGUUACUGGAGAUCGACUCUGUUCUCACCUGAGCGAACUACUGAAUUCACAAGUUAUUGACGAGAUUUCUCAUCUUUUUGUGUCUCGUGCAUUAUGUGCGCCGCUCCCUCACCGCGUCUCUGCGAUCAACAGUGGAGAAUAGGCCACACAAUCGCUGCCGAUCCAGUCUCCUCCACCACCAAUGAGCAGCUGGUCGCUUUCCUCAAAGAACGGCUGGACCGCUGGGAGAUAGAGGCGGCCGAAGUGAUUUGUACGUGGGGCCGUGUGGGGGACAUGUGUUCGUCCGAGUACCAAUCGCAGUUGCGCACCGCACAGGCUACUGUGCAAGAGGGACGACGGGGGGAGGAGCGACAGCGUGGCGAGGCGCGACGAGAUGCACAAGCAGCAGCGCGGCGCCGUCACCGCGACCGCCUCGCGGCAGAGGCGCGCAGUCGAGCCGAUGCGACGCUCAGAGCCGCAGUGCGCCAGCAGCAGCGGGUGGAGCAACAGCGAAGGGGGCGGGAGAGUGAACGGCCCCCUCCUGCUGCAGCGCAGGUGGCACGACAGCUGUUGGGGGUGCCUGCACAGCGGCAGGAACGAGCGGAGCCGCUUCAUACGAUGAAAACCGGCUCCGCACGCGGUCAUCGGCAGCCGGUACCACCGUGCGUGGUGCGCGCCCCCGCAGCCCAGACGGUGCGCAAACUCGAACUUGAACCGAAGUGUCCUCCGUCAAGGAAUUCAGGCACACGGUUCGUGGCGGAGGGCACCGCAGCAAAGGGCGGCGACAACGUCAGCGACGACAGCAGCACGCUCGCCCUCGACUCAGACGGUCACCAAGACACCUCUGCCCACUCCGAACGCAACGCCCCUGACGCCUCCUUAGGGGAGUCACUUUCAGGCACUUUUGUCGUACGACGGCGGCUCUCCGCACACGUCCACUACAAGCAGGCAUUGCGGCGCUCCAGCACCCACCUCAGCCCAGCCAAGGCAGGUGACAGCCCACCCCGCGUGGUGUCCACGUCCGCACUUCCCGUUGCCUCGCCCUCCCCGCGCAAAGUCGUGCAGUGGCUGCUGCCCCUCCCGCACCGUCGCUGCUCCUCCUCGAAGACGACCGUUGCCGGCACGACGAACCCUUCUCUGUCGCUCAUCGACUCUUCCUUGCCCGUUGCGGCUGAUGAAGCGACCGCCAUAUUCGCGUCCCGCUCGCGCUCGCACGAGAACGCGCCGUCGCCGCAAUACCGCCGCAGUGGCAGCGCCUACACGGCCGACGCGACGGCGCAGUUUAUCUCCCCUAUUAAGGGCACGCACCUCAUCGAUGAUCUUUCUUCGAUGUCCUCGGCAGGAUCGUACCUACAGGGAGGUGACGGGAGCGCCUGA
Molecule: messenger RNA, 1426 nt
Organism: Leptomonas pyrrhocoris
Lineage: Eukaryota; Euglenozoa; Kinetoplastea; Trypanosomatida; Trypanosomatidae
Exons: 1
Coding region: 164-1426 (420 amino acids)
Source: RefSeq, a predicted model, not a curated record